CACAAUUCGGAUGACUAAACAGCUUUUCUUUUAGGUUUAUAUUAAUAAGGAUUACUGUUAAUUCCAACUAACCAUUAUAUAUAUGAGAAUAUUGCUGCGUGUAAAAAUCAUAUUUCGUAUCAAAUCUGUAGUUCUACUUUUACAGAGGGGCGUCAAUAUGGCGACGAUGGCAGACGAAGUGUUAUUUGAGUUUCUUCACAUGGAACUAGUGUCUCACAUAUACCGAACAGCCUCAAAAGAUGAAAAGGAUCACUGCAUUUCUAAACUGGAGUCACUUGGUUUUCGAGUUGGACAAAGUCUCAUUGAAAGGUUCACUAAGGAGACAUCCAGAUUUAAGGAUGAACUCGAUACCAUGAAGUUUAUGUGUAAAGAAUUCUGGAAUGCCAUAUAUAAGAAACAGGUGGAUAAUCUUCGUACAAAUCAUCAGGGAGUGUAUGUGCUGCAGGAUAAUCGCUUUAAGUUCCUGACCCAGCUGUCUAAUGGUAAACAGUACAUGGAGGCAGCACCCAAAUACCUGGCCUUUCCCUGUGGGCUGAUCCGAGGAGCUCUGUCUAACCUAGGAAUCAACUGUAUAGUCACUGCGGACGUCAGCGCUAUGCCAGCAUGUAAAUUCCAGAUACAGAUUCAAAGGGUCUGAUGUGAAAAAUAGGACACUGUGACAACAGUAUAGCUGAAAAGGACACUGUGAGGAGUUUAUGUGGUGGUGAAGGUGACCAGUGAUGUCACAGCCUGCAGAUCUCUACCAGGUCUUCUGGCAAUCAGCAUCAUCAUUGUGAAGCUGGUCUGUGGCAGCUUGAGGUUUCACUUCCGGUCAUAUAUGUCCAGCUAUUGAUGAACUCAGUCUCAGAUUUUGAUCAGACCUAUUUCAGAUAUUUGUGAGGUUAGUUGGUAACCUCUGAGAUCAGUUUCGGCUGAAUUCUUGAUUUAUGGUUGUUAGUGAAUAUGGUCUCAAGAUCUGUGUCAUGUGAGAUGUGCUCCACAGUAAGAAUUUAUAAAGCUUGCAUAAACAGGUAUGCACGCACUUUAUGGGACCUUCAGAUUCUACAGUUAAACUCUUCCUGAGGCAAGGGAGAUAACUGAGUGUGAAAGUCCAGUUUCCACCCUUGCCAAACUAGGCCGGAAUUUCGAGGUUGAUCGUAGCGCCACCAGUGGCUAUUACGAGUUAUUUCCCUUCUCUGUCUCUCCCAUUGACCAAUCAGAUUCCACCUCAUCUAUAACUUGGGAUUGUUUCAAACAAAAAGGUGGUGCCCAGUCAAGACCAUCUGAUCUUUAUUCAAGAUCUGUUUUGGAAUACAAAUGGCCUUACCUUGCGAAGUGCAUCAAAUGAGUUGUGCACCUUGAUUGAAAACAUGAAAAGAUUUGCAAAAUAUCUGUCUACGCCCAGUUGGCGGUACACAUGCUUUGCAAAUCCUUCAGUCGACAGAAAUCUGCAAUCUAUGUUGUUUGCGAACCGGAUGUCUAGUUCGAUACACUAUUUUGAUUGGACUAUGCAUGGACUUGUUAGUCCUGCCAAAAUGUAACUCCGGAGUUUUGCAAAGGUGGAAACUGGACUUUUAUAGUCAGUUAACUCCCUUGCCUGGUGCAUCAUAUAAUUUGACAAAAUGUUUCGACAAGAUGUGCCCUUAUAUCAUCUUAAUAGUGUUAUGCUUUACCAGUUUCUACAUUGAAGUGUUCUUUAAUGCACAUAUGUAAAUGUCAAAAUACAGCACAGAUCAUAAUAUAUAAAUUUCAUGUGAGAAAACAGUUCAUGGCAUAUAUUAGUUUGGUUUGAAAAUUGUUAUUUAAUGUUUUAAUUUUUACCAGUUGGUAUGGUUGUGUUUUUGAAAGAGUUCACUUGUUUGUGUUAUGUGAAAGAGCUUGAUAAGCACUCUGAGUGAGUGAGUGAGUGAGUGAGUUGACAGUGGCUGACACUGUAAGGAAAGAAGAAACAUUUGGGGGGGGGGGGGGGGGGGAGACACAUGCUGUCGAUGGUAUACAAGAGGGCGCCAAUACAGGUCACUAUCAGUAAGGAAUGGUGAGGGCACCCAGCAAAUGUAAGAUCAGGCAAUCUUUGCUGAAGUUGUGAGGAACUGGGAACCCUGUCGCAACUGUGUUGAACUGGGCACACAUACCCUUCAUCCCUCUCUUCUCUCUGACUUUCAUGCGUCUAAUAGUUGCUCGUAGUUGAAGGUGUUUCAAUUAAUUCAUUGCUAGGAAUGAACACAGUGAUUGUAUAUAUUUCUCAGUGGUGCAAUAAAUGAUGUAUAUAAGUUG
Molecule: messenger RNA, 2253 nt
Organism: Haliotis rufescens (red abalone)
Lineage: Eukaryota; Metazoa; Mollusca; Gastropoda; Lepetellida; Haliotidae
Product: trafficking protein particle complex subunit 6b-like
Exons: 6
Coding region: 83-637 (184 amino acids)
Biological process (GO): regulation of GTPase activity; endoplasmic reticulum to Golgi vesicle-mediated transport
Cellular component (GO): cis-Golgi network; trans-Golgi network; TRAPP complex
Source: RefSeq, a predicted model, not a curated record